Messenger RNA from Ilex paraguariensis (yerba mate), 689 nucleotides. The record is from the annotation of a GenBank genome assembly. Lineage: Eukaryota; Viridiplantae; Streptophyta; Magnoliopsida; Aquifoliales; Aquifoliaceae.
AUGGCUUACAUAAAUGCUGCAUUUCGUUCGUCCCAUGUAAAUGAAGCCUAUUUCUUCGCGAACAACGAGUAUGUGUUAAUGAACUAUGCUCCAGGCACGGCAAAUGACAAGGUGUUGUUUGGACCGCAUCUUAUAGCUACUGGAUUUUCAUCCCUCAAAGGCACAGCCUUUGCAGAACCUGGAAUAGACUGUGCUUUUGGGUCUCAUCAUAAGGAUCAAGCGUUCAUCUUCUCUAAAAAUCUUUGUGCACAGAUUAACUACGCACCACACUCUGCAAAUGACAGGAUAAUCAAAGGACCGAUGACCAUCACUGCAAUGUUCCCCUUCUUCAAAGGGACGGUGUUUGAAAACGGCGUAGACGCCGCGUUUGAGUCAACGAAAGACUAUGAAGCUUACCUCUUCAAAGACAACCAAUAUGCUCUUAUUAACUACGACUACGAUUCCCACCUCAUCUCCACCCGUCUCAUCAAUCGAGGCUUUCCUAGUUUGAAAAACACCAUCUUCGAAAGCGGAAUUGAUGCAGCGUUUGCUUUGCACAAGACUGAUGAGGCAUACCUCUUUAAAGGAGAUUACUACGCGCGCAUCAACUUUGCCCCCGGCACCACAAAUGACUACAUCACUGGUGGCAUCAAGAAGAUCCUUCCGUAUUGGCCCACUUUAUGUAGCGUCUUCCCUCGCAAAAAUAGUGG